Molecule: messenger RNA, 8586 nt
Organism: Fundulus heteroclitus (mummichog)
Lineage: Eukaryota; Metazoa; Chordata; Actinopteri; Cyprinodontiformes; Fundulidae
Product: membrane-associated phosphatidylinositol transfer protein 2
Exons: 27
Coding region: 301-4719 (1472 amino acids)
Biological process (GO): phospholipid transport
Cellular component (GO): cytoplasm
Molecular function (GO): phosphatidylinositol transfer activity; phosphatidylcholine intramembrane carrier activity; phosphatidylcholine binding
Source: RefSeq, a predicted model, not a curated record
CCGCUGAAGGCACGGUCGGCGUUACCGGAGGAAGGCGGUGGCCGCAACACGCGCCAGCGCGGAGGCGGAUGAACUUUGAGUCGGCGCGCGCGCGGAAGGCAGAGGUGCAUCGGGUUCAGGAACUCUCCAUGCAGACUUCAGCCGGUGAUCUGACGAGUCGCACAUAGGAGCGCCCGGCGUCUCUCCUCUUCCCUCUCCCCAUCCCUCCACCCCUCCCUCACCCUUUCCCCCCUCCCCACCCGUUUCCUUGUCUUUCUUCUUCCCGAUUCCCUCCUCGUACCCUCUUCUCCAAGAUUCACCAUGCUCAUUAAGGAGUACCGCAUCCCCAUGCCCAUGAGUGUGGAGGAGUACCGCAUUGCCCAGCUCUACAUGAUCCAGAAAAAGAGCAGAGAAGAGACCUGCGGCGAAGGCAGUGGGGUAGAGAUCCUCAAGAAUAAGCCGUACACAGAUGGACCAGGUGGGGCGGGUCAGUACACCCACAAGGUCUACCACAUCGGCAUGCACAUACCCAGCUGGUUCCGCUCCAUCCUGCCCAAAGCAGCUCUGAGGGUCGAAGAGGAGUCCUGGAAUGCCUACCCUUACACCCGAACGAGAUACACCUGUCCCUUUGUCGAGAAGUUCUCCAUUGACAUCGAGACCUACUACAAGCCCGACACCGGCAACCAAGCAGAUGUCUUUAACCUGUCUGCAACAGACAAGAGGCAAAGGACUAUUGACCCAAUCGACAUAGUGACCGAUCCCAUCCCCCCACACGAGUACAAGGCAGAGGAGGACCCGAGGCUCUACAAGUCGGUGAAGACCCAGAGGGGCCCCCUGCAGGAUGACUGGAUAGAGGAGUACAACAACAACUCAGGGAAGACUCCCAUCAUGUGUGCCUACAAACUUUGCAAAGUGGAGUUUCGCUACUGGGGCAUGCAGUCCAAGAUCGAACGCUUCAUUCACGAUGUUGGGCUCAGGAAGGUGAUGGUGCGCGCCCACCGGCAGGCCUGGUGCUGGCAGGACGAGUGGUACGGUCUGACCAUUGAGGACAUCAGGCAGCUGGAGCUGGAAACCCAGCUGGCCCUGGCCACCAAGAUGGCCCAGUUCUGCCAGGCCGAGGAGGCCACCGAGGCCAACGGCAGCGCUCCGUCUCCAGACAAAGAGCAGGAGGCGAAGGAGGCAAUCAGCUCCAUCGAGGCCGAGGAGACGGUCACUAGAUCCGUGGAGACUCUCCAGCCGCGAGGCGUCCUCACCAAGCAGUGGUCCACCUCGUCCAGGUCCUCCCGCUCAUCCAAGAGAGGAGUGAGCCCGUCGCGUCACAGCCUCUCAGAGUGGAGGAUGCAGAGCAUAGCGCGGGAUUCAGACGACAGCUCGGACGAGGAGUUCUUCGACGCUCAUGAGGAUCUCUCGGAUGGCGAGGAGGUUUUCCCCAAAGAAAUCACCAAGUGGAACUCCAACGACCUCAUGGACAAGAUCGACGCUGCGGAAACGGAGGAAACUCCCGAGCACUUUAAGGAAAUGAGCGUCGACUACGAAAGAACGGAGAGCGAGGACAGACUGGACGAGAUGCGCGACUCUCUUAGCGGCCAAGCCGAUAGCUCUCCCAUUCCCACCAUCACGGUAACAAGGCACCUGUCAGAGAGCUCGUCUCAGCAGUGUCUGCAGCCGUCCAAGAUCCACGUGCUGAUACUGGUGCUGCACGGAGGCAACAUCCUGGACACGGGCGGAGGGGACCAGAGCAGCAAGCAGGCCGACGUCAACACGAUCAGCACAGCUUUUGACACAGUCAUGCGCGUCCACUACCCCGCUGCGCUGGGGCACAUCGCCAUCCGCUUGGUGCCCUGCCCCGCCAUCUGCGCCGAGGCCUUCUCUCUGGUCUCCAACCUGAGCCCUUACAGCUAUGAUGAGGGCUGUCUGUCCAGCAGCCAGGACCACAUCCCGCUCGCAGCUCUGCCUCUGCUGGCUACCUCAUCCCCACAGUACCAGGACGCCGUGGCCACCGUCAUUGUUCGCGCCAACCAGGUGUACGCUGACUUUAUUAAGUCUCUGGAUGGAGCAGCCUUCUCUGGCCAGGUUUGUCUCAUUGGGGACUGUGUGGGAGGAAUAUUGGGAUUUGAUGCUCUCUGCAACAGCACCCCCACAGUGAAUGAAAGCCAGAACAGCAGCCGUAGGGGCAGUGUCAUCAGCGUGCAGGACCAGGACCUUCUCUCCCCGGGCAUCAUCGUCAACAGCGGGCAUGGAUCGUCAUCUCCAACGCUGGAGGGCAGCCGCCACCUCAGUCGCAGUAACAUCGACAUUCCUCGUGCCAGCUCAGGCGACGAGGCCAAGAGGCAGCUGCCGCGCAAGAGAAGCGACUCCUCCACCUACGAGCUGGACACAAUUAAGCAGCACCAAGCUUUCCUGUCCAGCUUGCACUCCAGCGUCCUGCGGAGUGACGCGGUGUCCCGCAGGUCGAGCAGCAGCACCAUGCUGGACGGCGCCUCCCUGGGGAAGUUUGACUUCGAGGUGUCGGACUUCUUCCUCUUUGGGUCUCCCCUGGGCUUGGUGCUGGCCCUGAGGAAGACUGUAAUCCCCAUGCUGGACGUGGCCCAGCUGAGGCCGGCCUGUCAGCAGGUCUAUAACUUGUUCCAUCCAGCUGAUCCCUCCGCCUCCCGCCUGGAGCCUCUGUUGGAGCGGAAGUUUCACCUCCUCCCUCCCUUCAGCGUCCCCCGCUACCAACGCUUCCCCCUUGGAGACGGAAACUCCGCCUUGCUGGUGGAGACAGUCCAGAGCAACGCUCAGCUGCUACUUGAUAGCGGGCCCCCCCUGUCCUUUCGCUGUCAGGAGACCAUCAGUGAGACCUGCAUCCCUGUUCCCGUGCUAAACUGGCAGGAGACCUCCCUGAAAGCCACACCCACCACCUUUGAGUCAGAUGUUGUUCAGUCUCAUGGUGGUGUCUUCAUGGACAGUUCGUACCCCUCAUCCCCCAUAAUGGGCCCCCUCUCCCGGGGCCAGCGGAGGGCCAGUGAGAUCAGCAUUGCCAGCCAGGUCUCAGGAAUGGCAGACAGUUUCACUGCCACCAGCAUAGCCAACACCAAAUCAGACCAGCUUAACCAAUCCAGUAAACUCAGUCUGUUGUCCCAACUUGCCCUUACAUCCCAAAACAUAUUCUUCCUGAAAAAUCCUCCCAAAUCCUGCAAAAAAGCCAAAGCCAACCCGGCCGCAGGACCUCCUGACGGAGACGUGUGUCCCAACCCGGACGCUGAGCUAGACUCAAGCGAGUGUCUAAGUCCCACCUCCCAGGACGAGACCAUGGAGUCGCCCAUCCUGGCCUAUGCUAUAAAUGAGCUGGUCCUGCUGGACUCCCAAGCGGAAGUCGAUCAAGUUGCAGCUCGUUGGUGGGGCACAAAGCGUCUGGACUUUGCUCUGUACUGCCCCGAUGCUCUGACCGCCUUUCCAACGGUGGCUUUGCCGCACCUCUUUCACGCAUCCUACUGGGAAUCCACAGAUGUUGUGUCUUUCCUCCUCAGGCAGGUCAUGAGGCAUGAAAACUCGAGCAUUCUGGAGCUGGAUGGGAAAGAAGUGUCUGAGUUUACUCCCUCUACACCGCGGGAAAAGUGGAACCGGAAGAGGACCCACGUCAAGAUCAGGAAUGUGACGGCCAACCAUCGUGUCAACGACUCGGUGUUCACCGAAGGAGGCCCGCAGGUCAUCACAGGUCGCUUCCUGUACGGCCCUCUGGACAUGGUGACUCUGGCGGGGGAGAAGGUGGACCUUCACAUCAUGACCCAGCCUCCAUCGGGAGAGUGGGUGUACUUCGGCACACAGACCACUCAAAGCAGCGGCCGCGUGUCGUUUACCAUCGCGGAGAACAAGCGUCUAGGCGUCGGAGUCUACCCUGUAAAAAUGGUUGUCAGGGGCGACCACACGUUCGCAGACAGCUACCUGACCGUCGUCCCGCGUGGCACCGAGUUCGUGGUGUUCAGCAUCGACGGCUCGUUCGCUGCCAGCGUGUCGAUCAUGGGCAGCGAUCCCAAAGUGAGGGCAGGAGCUGUGGACGUCGUCAGGCACUGGCAGGAUUUAGGGUAUCUGAUCAUCUACGUGACGGGACGUCCCGACAUGCAGAAGCAGCGGGUGGUGGCCUGGCUGUCACAGCACAACUUCCCACACGGCAUCGUCUCCUUCUGUGACGGACUGGUCCAUGACCCACUCAGACACAAGGCCAACUUCCUCAAAACCCUGACAGAGUCGAACAUGAAGAUCUCCGCUGGAUACGGCUCGACCAAAGACAUCUCCGUCUACACCUCCAUCGGCCUUUCUCCUUCUCAAAUCUACAUCGUCGGCAGACCCUCGAAGAAGAUGCAGAACCAGUGCCAGUUCAUCACAGAGGGCUAUGCGGCCCAUCUGUCCCAGCUGGAGUACAACCACCGCUCUCGGCCCGCCAAGUCCAGCAGCGCCCGCAUGGUCCUGCGUAAGGGAAGCUUCGGCCUGGGCGCCAACAGCGACUUCCUGAGGAAACGAAACCACCUGCUGCGCACCAUCUCCUCCCAGCCGGCCCCCAGCUCCCCGACCGGCGGCGUCCACAACCGGCCCGAGCGCACGCAGAGCCAGUCGGACAGCGAGCGUCUGGAGCGGGAGCGUCUGGAGCGGACCCAGAGCCAGGGCGCCGGCGCCACGCAGCGCAGCAUGAGCAUCACGGCGAGCUGCUGGGGCCGCAGCAGCAGCACCAAGCUGGAGCCGUUCCCCUUCAACCCCAAGUGAGAUUACGGGGGGGACGGGAGGACGGAGGACAGAGGCAAAGACGCUGCAAAGUUUGGACCAAGUGGGCUGGAACACCACAGGGGCGGUGGUGGUGGUGGGGGGGGAAUCUGGUGCCACAGCCCCGCUUAUCAGCAACGAAACGGUUUUAGCUGAGGCGGUUUCUAUAUAUAUUUUUUUGUUAUUGUUUUAAUAAAAAAGACAAAUCCUUUCCGAAACGACACGUCACACAAACAGGAAUGAUUCACGAUGUAGGAAACUAAACGUUUUCUUCUGUUCGGUGAAUAUUUUUCAGCCAUGAACAUAAGGCGGGAGCCGCUCCAGCUGGCCGCUCAGUCAGCUGGCAGCUCCACAGCAGACGGCAGCGACACGCCGCCGCCGCCGCCACAGCGCGCGGCCCGCUGCAAGCACACAAACAGCAGCAGAGACUAACUUCCUGUGCCGCAGAUGUUGGCAUCGGCCCUUUUGUUUUAAUCUGUAACCGCAGACUCGAUUAACACUGAACUGAGCACAUUUGUUACUUCAAAAAAAAAAACAACAGUGUUAAAUCGUUUUUUUUUUUCCACAAUUGUUAAAAGUGAAUCAAAGCCAAACAGAAAUUAUUCAGACGUUCAGCUGAAAGUCGUUUUUUUUUUUUUUUCCUCUCGCACCUCGACUGAUAGAAUGAAAGGGAGCGUCGCGUGGAGAGAAACUGUGAACGGAUCCUUUGAUUAGGGUUAAAGUUGAGUUUUUAAGAAAAAACUUCAACUGUGCAGCGAAGGUGCCAAAGUAAGCAGCGUUAAAAAAAAAAACCUCCCGCUGUUUCUGAGCAGAGAGGAUCCUAUAAGGGCCUCCUGUGUAUGAAAUAAUGGAAUAAAUUGUGUAAGUAUAUUGUUUAAUGCCUAAAUGAGGCCUGUACAUAAUUGUUACAUUACAGCGCAGAUCUGGUAUCUGGUCCACUGUAGACCAGAUUAAAGUGUCUUCUUUACUAUGGAGGGUGAAAUGAUUGAUGGUCAUUACUAUUUAAUUAUACAGCCAUGUUAAAAUUCUUUUUUUUUUUUUUUUUUUUGUGGACAGACGUGUGUUUUGAAAGUAAAUUUUUUGCUAUGUUAUGUAUUUUCUCCUCAAAUUUGAGUUUCGGCAGCCAAAAAAGUGCAGAAAUCCUUGCCUGGCACAGUAUUGUAUUUCUAUCAUUUUACCCAGCGGAUCACCGCAGCUGUACCAGAACUGUUGUCAUAUAUGCUAUGUUUGAUAUUAGCCACUUUUGGAGGUUUUGAAUUCCCCCCCCCCCAUCCCUGGUUCUUAUUAUUAAGCUGUAAAUGAGGCGUUGAAUGUGCUCUUAAGUAUCCCUCCCUGCGUUACCGUCUCCCUCUCUGUCCUCUGCUGCACCUUGAGAGGAAGAAGGAGCGCCAGAUGUAAAUCCGAAACUUGGAACGCAGAGCUGAGACUUUCUUUGUGAUCUUUACUAUUUAUUUCUAGAGUUUGGUAACUUUUCAUGCCUUUUUUUUAUUUUAUUUUUAUUUGAAACAUGGAUACUUGUCCUUCUUGAGCGAUCUCCACUCUUAUUGGCUCCUUUGGUGUAAAAGGGAAAAAGCCACAAAUUCAUCUUAUAUUGCAGAAGCAUCAUUUUCACUCUAUAGAAUUAUAUUUAUUGGCACUUCUAGCAGUUCCUAAUAAUGAUUCAUCCUUUAUAUUUUUAAGUCAGUCAGUUUUUUUUAUACUUUCAGCCACUUUUCAGAAUGGGGAAAACAAGAGAAAUUGACAUUAAACAACGACAGCUGUAUGUUAGUCUUCUGGAAGCAGGAAAAAUGGCUACUUGCCCGUAUCUAUAUCAGGAUGAAGCCUUUUCUGUCCUACCAUCGCCUGCAUUAACAUGUAGGGCUUGCCAAAAGGAUAAUUGUGUGAUAGAAGAGAAAAGCGCCUCCUUCUUCUCACUGUUGAGUAAGGUGGAGGAUCUGUGAUGCUGUGGGUCUGAUUCUCAUUACAGAGAGUGGCAUCAUGAUCAUCUUUUAGCGCACCAGUCGCCAAUAUCUUAACAAAGCGGCGCAGAAAUGGUUCACCAGACACAAAACCGACCGUCUUUCAUGGCUGGCUUAGCCUCCAGAAUAAAAUACAGCAGAAAGCCUGUAGGGUGGGUGGAAGAGGGAGUGAAUUAGAAAGGUUUAGUUAUCCAAAGUUCUGUCCUGCCGGUAAAAUACAACCUCCUUUUGCUCUACUUGUUGGGGUUUUAUUGGAGUCCAAAUAAGUGUACAAUUUAAAUUUUUCUCAACAUAAAAUGUUUUUCCCCGCACUGGAUGAAAGGCUGGAUUGGUGUGAUAAUGUGCUGCUGCUGUACAGGAUGAAUUUCUAUCAUACCUCUUAACAAGGAUCUGCAAUAAGUGUGGAGCUCGGCGUUGACGGCGCCUUCAGAGCGGACUGCGGCGGACCAAUACGGACUCAGAUGUAAGGGAAAGUGUGCAAUGCUACUGGGAAGCAGCUGCGGCUCAGCCAGACGUCACAGUGCACUGACAAUCAGGCGACGCCCGGCACAUAUGUUACAGACGUCAAGCUGCAGAGGGGUUCGCCCCGCCGGGUCAACGCUCUGCCCUCAACGCACAGGGCGCACCUUUUACAGUGUGGAGAUUUCUCACAAUAAAGUGACUCUGGCCUGAGAAACGUGUCGAAUGUCACGGUUGGAUUCUUUCUGUGGAAACUCUUGUUUUUUUUAUUUGUUUUGUGACUUCUGCCUCUCAGGCGCGGAUGCAUCUGUUGACUGUCGGCACGGUAAAGCGGCGGGAAAACAUGCGGGCAAUAAAACCCAGGCUCCUUAAGAUUGAAACGAUACUGAAACGUUAAAACGUCUGUUAAUUCUCAGAUUUUGCUGCUUUUCGACACGUAUUCCAGCCCUGAGCUCCGUGAGGCUGAACAAAAAUCAUCCCCAGGCUCAUUGUCAGCCGUGUUAUUUACUAUAAGGAAAGGCGGCCCGUCGCCAUUUGGCACAAAGCCGCUGUCGUAGGGGAAAGCUGGAAAACUCAUCUAACCGCUGAAGUAUAAUAUGAAGCGAAUGUAAGGAGAGGAAGCGCUGCAGGGAUAAUUUCAGACUGCGGUCCAGUUUAUGGACGGACAGAUUACCCGAGGCCUUACAUGUCCCUCUCCUGCUCACGCCCAGGCUGACGCCAUGAAGAAUGAGAGGAAAGCAUUUUCCCCGACGCACAGCGAGGCUGUGAUUCAGGGGCGUCCAGCUCCAGCCGGGUGUCCUACAUGUGAGAGAUGUGACCUUUUGGUCCAACGCGGCAGAUUGAAAAAAAGGAAACACUUCCUCAGCGUGUCCCCCAGCUCUGCAGACGGCUGCAACUGAGCCAGUCCUCUGAUUUAGCAGUGGCGGUUCUUGCAUGACUGGCGCCCUGGGUAGGCCCCCACCCUCUGCCGCCCACCAACCAAGGAUUAAAAAUGCGGUGCAGCUGCACAGAAAGCCUGUAAUCUAUCCCUGAUAUUGUCAGCGGCAGGCUGGGGACAGCUGCUACACUGCACACGAGAUAGAAGCGAUAGAAAACUUGUUCAGGGCACCACCGAUGCCGCCCUGGGCAACUGCCCUAAUCGCCGCCCCCUGGCUGAAUCAGAGCAUCUAAACCAGGCAGGACACCAACCCUGGAGGCCCCUGCUGUAAUUGUUUUUAAAUAAGUACCUUAUUUGACGUAUUGAUCCGAUUUCAAGCCCUCUGUCUCGAGCUCUUUUACCCGCUUCAGUCCAAAGCUGGUUCUGUUUCAACAACAGUUAGACUGUAUACAUUUAUUUAUUGAUAAGCUGGUAAAUGUAAGAAUUGUACAGGUCGUAGCUCUUGUAGGAUUAUGAUAUUUCAAUCUAUUCAUUCCUUUGUGAUUUUAUGAAGUGUAUAAAGAAAAUUAUAAAGAA